GCAGCAGCUGCCAACAAACGUCUCAAAGAUGCUCUCCAAAAGCAACAGGAGGUUGCAGAUAAACGGAAAGAGAAUCAGAGCCGUGGAAUGGAAAGUGCUGCAACUCGAGUGAAGGUAUGGGGCAACUAUAACUGCUAUUUCUCUUCUGUGCUAUACCUUCUCAACCAGUUACAGCAAAGCCGAAUGUCAGAGAAGCAGCUAGAGGAGUCAGUCAGUGAAAAGGAACAACAGCUGCUGAACACACUGAAGUGUCAGGAUGAAGAACUUGAGAAGAUGCGAGAAGUAUGUGAGCAAAACCAGCAACUUCUCCAAGAAAAUGAAGUUGUCAAGCAGAAACUGACUCUUCUCCAAGUAGCCAGCAGACAGAAACCUCAUCUUCCUAAGGUUACCCUUCUAUCUCCAGAUUCUUCUUUUGAAUAUAUUCCGCCUAAGCCAAAACCUUCCCGUGUUAAAGAAAAGUUCUUGGAACAAAGCAUGGACAUCGAGGAUCUAAAUUAUUGCUCAGAGCAGUCUGUGAAUGAGCAUGAGGAUGGUGAUGGUGAUGGUGACAGUGAUGAUGAGGAAUGGAAGCCUGCAAAAUUAGUUAAGGUGUCCAAGAAGAACAUCCAAGGG
Messenger RNA from Chrysochloris asiatica (Cape golden mole), 612 nucleotides. RefSeq names its product chromosome-associated kinesin KIF4A-like. The annotation marks the transcript as partial. The transcript has 5 exons. Lineage: Eukaryota; Metazoa; Chordata; Mammalia; Afrosoricida; Chrysochloridae. The record is from RefSeq and is a predicted model, not a curated record.